Camelus dromedarius (Arabian camel) is the source of this 5125-nucleotide messenger RNA. It is a transcript of the gene RXRA, whose product is annotated as retinoid X receptor alpha. The coding region runs from base 165 to 1484 and encodes 439 amino acids. The transcript has 10 exons. The record is from RefSeq and is a predicted model, not a curated record. Gene Ontology annotation, cellular component: nucleus. Gene Ontology annotation, molecular function: retinoic acid-responsive element binding; nuclear steroid receptor activity; nuclear receptor activity. Gene Ontology annotation, biological process: cell differentiation; response to retinoic acid; negative regulation of transcription by RNA polymerase II. Lineage: Eukaryota; Metazoa; Chordata; Mammalia; Artiodactyla; Camelidae.
GAGGAAGGAAGCUGAGGGCUGGGUGUGUGUGUGUGUGUUGUUUUUGACUGGGCUCCGGCGGCGCUGGCCAGGGCCCGGGCUCCAGCCUCCAGCGCCUUGACAGGGAGGACUUCUCCACCCAGGUGACCUCCUCCUCCCUCAGCUCCCCCACAGGGCGCGGCUCCAUGGCUGCCCCCUCGCUGCACCCCUCCCUGGGGCCCGGCAUCGGCUCCUCGCUCGGCGCACCGGGGCAGCUGCACUCGCCCAUCAGCACCCUGAGCUCCCCCAUCAAUGGCAUGGGCCCGCCCUUCUCCGUCAUCAGCUCCCCCAUGGGCCCCCACUCCAUGUCGGUGCCCACCACACCCACCCUGGGUUUCGGCACCGGGAGCCCGCAGCUCAGCUCCCCCAUGAACCCCGUCAGCAGCAGCGAGGACAUAAAGCCCCCGCUGGGCCUCAACGGUGUCCUCAAAGUCCCGGCCCACCCCUCAGGGAACAUGGCGUCCUUCACCAAGCACAUCUGUGCCAUCUGCGGGGACCGCUCCUCAGGCAAGCACUACGGGGUGUACAGCUGCGAGGGCUGCAAGGGCUUCUUCAAGCGGACGGUGCGCAAGGACCUGAGCUACACCUGCCGGGACAACAAGGACUGCCUGAUCGACAAGCGGCAGCGCAACCGCUGCCAGUACUGCCGCUACCAGAAGUGCCUGGCCAUGGGCAUGAAGCGGGAAGCCGUGCAGGAGGAGCGGCAGCGGGGCAAGGACCGGGGGGAGAACGAGGUGGAGUCCACGAGCAGCGCCAAUGAGGACAUGCCGGUGGAGAAGAUCCUGGAGGCCGAGCUGGCCGUGGAGCCCAAGACCGAGACGUACGUGGAGGCGAAUGUGGGGCUGAACCCCAGCUCGCCCAACGACCCCGUCACCAACAUUUGCCAAGCGGCGGACAAGCAGCUGUUCACCUUGGUGGAGUGGGCCAAGCGGAUCCCGCACUUCUCCGAGCUGCCCCUGGACGACCAGGUCAUCCUGCUGAGGGCAGGCUGGAACGAGCUGCUCAUCGCGUCCUUCUCCCACCGCUCCAUAGCCGUGAAGGACGGCAUCCUCCUGGCCACCGGGCUGCACGUCCACCGCAACAGCGCCCACAGCGCGGGCGUGGGCGCCAUCUUUGACAGGGUGCUGACGGAGCUUGUGUCCAAGAUGCGGGACAUGCAGAUGGACAAGACGGAGCUGGGCUGCCUGCGCGCCAUCGUCCUCUUCAACCCCGACUCCAAGGGGCUCUCGAACCCGGCCGAGGUGGAGGCGCUCCGUGAGAAGGUCUACGCGUCCCUGGAGGCGUACUGCAAACACAAGUACCCGGAGCAGCCAGGAAGGUUUGCCAAGCUCCUGCUGCGCCUGCCAGCCCUGCGCUCCAUUGGCCUCAAGUGCCUGGAACAUCUCUUCUUCUUCAAACUCAUUGGGGACACGCCCAUCGACACCUUCCUCAUGGAGAUGCUGGAAGCCCCGCACCAAAUGACUUAGGCCUGCUGGCCGUCCUUCGCGCCCACUGGUCCGGCCGCCCCGCCUGGCUGCCAGCUGCCCUUCCCGGCCGAGCCCCGUCCCACCCCUUCUCCGCCUGGCUGUUGGCCUCCGGGGCGCGGCCUGCCACCGCAAAGCCUCAGAGACGUGCUGCAUCCUCCUUGUUCUCAGUACUCCUCAUCCGCACCGGGGCAGCAGCCGGAGUGGCAGGAGCUGGCGUGAGCCCAGCCAGGCCCGCCAGGCUGUCCCCCGGGAGCCUGGGCGGCUCGCGGGGUCUCAGGCCCUCGCCACUGGAGCUGCGGCGGUCGGAGGGCAGCUCUGUUCGGUCACAGUCAGUUGUUGCUGGUUUUGGAAAUCUCCCAUGCGAGGUCCUCUGGAGUGAGCCCUACUGUGUGUGCUGGUGUCGGCCCCACCACGACUGGGAGAAGGGAACAGGUGGCAAGGGGACGGGGCGGGGGGCUGGUGUUUCAUUGCAGAAGACCCCACCUGCCCCCCGGGAAGACAAGAGGGCUCGGGGCAGGCAGCCUUGCCUUCUGUCAGCGUGAAGGGUGAGCAGCCCCUUUUUCCAAAGAUGACUUUUGACUUUGCCCCUGAGCCAGCCAGAACGGGAGCUGACCUCUGUGCGGGGUUUUGGGGCUGCCUCAAGGCUGCAGGCAGGGGUCAUCCACCUGCCCCAACUCAGUUUUCUCUUUGCAUCAUCCUGGUUUCAGCUUCUUCCCCAGUGUGCUCCUGUCCAGCCAGGGUAACCAGACCGCAGUGCCCUGGCCCCUCCCCAACCCUGGACCUGUCAGUCUGUGCGGAGGGCAGGCCCGGUCUCUGGCUUCCUGGAAGCAGCAGGGGCCCAUCCCAGUGUGGGCUCUGCUCACCUCUCAAGGGCAGAGGUCACCACCCAGGAGGCCUGCGGGCAUGUGGCGGGAGGAGGGUCACUCCCCAGAGGGUCUUUGGUCAGCCCUGCACAGGGAGGAGGCGGGCGGCGUGGGCACGGGGCCAGGUGGCGGAGGGGUGGGCCACAUUCUGGAGCUUUCUGGGUAGAGAGUCCCCUUUGCUGGCUGCUCUGUCCUGAGGAGUCUUGGAAUCAGGUGCCAGCAUUCUCAGGCCGGGGCUGGACACCCCUUGGGGACGGCCAGCCCUGCGGUCGUCUUGUCGGGGUGACGGAGCCCUGUCUGGGGGCCCCAUCGACCGCCCCACGCAGCCCUGCGCCCCCCCCCCCCCGCACGUUUCUCCCCCGCAGGCAGGCUCUCUGCCCCGGGGCGGGGCGGGCCGCUCUCAGGUGGAACCAGCCUCCUUUGCACUGUAAGCCCUCCCUCUGGUCUGAGUACUUCGCAUUUUCACGCCUCACUCCCUGUGAGCAGGGCCUUUGUCAGAAGUGGGGGCCUGAGCUGGGUUGGCAGGGUGGGGUCCCGUCUUAGCCCCCCAGGGGAUGCUCUGUCACACCUGUCUUCCCUCCUGCUGCCCCCAACCAGGAGCCUGGGAACAGGGCUGGAGGGUGGGGUUGGAGCUGCCUGCCCCCAGGUCUGUCUCCCCAGGUGGUGCGGGGGUGCCCCUGGCGGGGCCUUACUGGCCCCAGGCCUCCAUGGGAAAGGAAGUGUCCAUUCUUUUCCUUCCAGAGUCUGGCCCCAGCUGAGCCUGGGGCACCGUGGCAGAAGGUACGGGGGAUACCGCAAACACCUCCUUCCUCUGGCACCCCGCCCUAAUGGGCAGGAGAGGCGGUGGCUGCCACACGGGGAGUCCCCGUCCACCAUUUGAGGCAGAGAUGGGUGUGCCGGGGCCUGCCCAUUGUCCCUCCUCCCAAACUGCCCCCGGACGUCUCGGCAGCCCUUGGGGGCGUGGUUGUAUCAGGCAGAGUGAUGCAGGCACCCUCAGGGGUCCCCCUGCUUGUGGGAACGUUGGGCUGCCCCACCUCCGACACCCCUGGUGCCUUCUGCAGCCAUACGCACGCCCAGCCCCCCACCCCGCUUCCCUGGGCCCCUCAGGAACAGGACCGUGGUGGCUCCAAUGGAGAAACCCAGGGUGGGGCCCUCUAGGUGGAGGUCGGCCUCCGGCUGGCUGCCAGCAAAGCACUGAGGCCCCCGGGACAGCCCCUCCCACAGCCAGAGCUCCCAGCCCCGCCGGCCACUCGGCGUCUUGGGCUCCUGGGGCCGCCCUUUCCUCCCUCAUCAGCCCGCUGUCACCCUUGCUGUCCCAGCAGUGCUGUUGGAGAGGUGCUGUGAGGAGGCCACACGCUACUCGGUAGAGGCAGUGUUUCUACUUAACCAGACCUGCAGUAGUGUCACCAAUCUGGUUCAGUUACGGUGAUUUUUUUGUAAUUAUUAUUAUUUUUAUUAUUGUUUUGGUGGGACAAUCUUUAAUUUUCUAAAGAUAGCACUAACAUCAGCGUGCUAGCCGUCCUGUGCCCGUCCCGCCUUGCCUGCCGGCGUCACCUCCCGCGUUGACAUCAGACGGGGCUCCCGCAGCUGCAGAGCGAAGAUGACCGCGUCCUGGGGGGGAAGGUGUCGGCUGAGCCAGGCUCGGGCUCAUCCCGCGUCAGGGAUCUCCUGGGAAGCUGGCCUGCCUGGGGGCGGCCACCGAGAGGCUCCCGUGUCCGAGAUGGCCCUCGUCGCCUGGGGGAAGACAGCUCCACGCCCUCGGCUUUCCAAGUCUCGGAGUCCCCAGAGGAUUCAGGCUGUCAGGCCGGUAGCAAGAGCUGGAGACCACGCCGGAGCCGCCUUCUCCGCGGGGCUCCCGGGAGGGCCUGGCUGGGGCACGCGGCCGGUGUCAUCAGCUGAUGUUGUCCCCAUCACGGAAUGACGGCACGUGGCCUGUCCCUGCCCACGCAGGUGUGUGGCGUGAAGCGUGUGUGCUACACAGGGAGCCUGUGUGCACAGACCCGCACAGCAUCCACACAGUACACGCCGAGCAGUUUCCAGCGUUUCUGUGUUCAUUUUUAAUUAAGAUUUUCCCCCUUUUUCCUAUAAAUUUGCUUAAUGUAAGCAAGUACAUAAGGACCCUUCCUUUGGUGAAAUCCGGGUUUGAAUGAAUAUCUCAAAGCAAGGACGUGCAUCUAUUUUAAGAUGCUUUGGAGCAAGCAGCUUUAGCAGUUCCCAGCCCUUAGCAGCGCCUUAGCCGGGACGCGUAGCUCACACUCUAGAGAGGAGGCCAGACAGAGAAGAGAGGUGUGUAAAGCAUCGGGAAAGGUAGAAAAAAAAAUCUAUUUUUGUACAAAUGUAAUUUUAUCCCUCAUGUGUACUUGGAGGGUGUGGCGGGGGGGCUUGUUUUGUUUCUGCUGUUAGAGAUGGAGGUGGAAGCUUUCUCCGCGGGUGUCUCGACAGGAGACGCAGCAGAGAAAGGGGCUCCUGGGACGCAGGCUUCGUAUGAAACCUCUGCGCAUGGGUCUUCUCCCGCUGGGGCAGGAGGGUGGGCCUGAAGCUUUCAAGGGUUUUCCUCCCCUUUCGAGUAAUUUUUAAGCUUCUCUCUGUUCUGUCCCUGUUGCCAGCUGGCCUUCCCGCAACUCUGACUGUGAAAUUACUUCCCUACGUGAUUGUUCUCAAAACAUCGCGGCCGCAGGUGCCGGGGAUUGACGAACAAUGGUGUUAGAAUUGUGGAAAAGAGAAACGCAGAGAAAAACGUGAGAGGAUAAACAAGCAAAACACGAGCGUUUAAAAAUA